Molecule: messenger RNA, 10331 nt
Organism: Bicyclus anynana (squinting bush brown)
Lineage: Eukaryota; Metazoa; Arthropoda; Insecta; Lepidoptera; Nymphalidae
Product: organic cation transporter protein-like
Exons: 3
Coding region: 8474-9946 (490 amino acids)
Biological process (GO): transmembrane transport
Cellular component (GO): membrane
Molecular function (GO): transmembrane transporter activity
Source: RefSeq, a predicted model, not a curated record
CAAAUUCAAGGGCUUUUUGUGAGAAUUUCAAAAUGGUAUAUAAUGGCCAACAAAAAACUACAAUUAGAAAAACGUUAUUUAUUAAUUGUAUAUACAUAAUACGCGAGGCGGACGACUAUAAGGUUUAUGAAGUGUAGUUAUAAAAUACCUUAAAUAGACUAAAUUAAAUAUAUUGAUUAUAAAACUCGACAUGUGCGAGUCGGAUUCGCCCACCGAGGGUUCCGUAGAUUUUUUUGAAUAUUUACUUAUCCUCGGUUGGACGUAGGUAUACACUAUCGUACUUUGUAACAAACGUAACAAAUAAAUCCGAAAUUCACCAUCUAUCUAACUAAAAAUUAUGAAAUAAAAUAAUUAAAUAAACGAAUAACCCGACUGCAUAAAUGAUACAAAAACUGAUUAAACUAAACUGGGGACCUAUUAAAAAAUGUAGACGUAAAUCAUUAUAUUCAAUAUAAUAGGUCCCGACUGUUUUCUAAUUUUUUUCUACACUUCUGGACUGAGCUUGUUUUUUUCUUUUCAGUUUUUGUAUCAUAUAGGCAGUUGGGUUUUUUAUUUGUUUAAUUAAUUAAUUUAUUAAUUUUAUUUAGUUUAGUACGAAAAUGAGUGAAGCGGAGCCUGGUACUAGCCGGAGCAGUUAUUCCGCAUUGCUAUCGUUUCCGUCACCAAAAAAGAAACGUACGAAGCUAUCACCCUUAUCGUCCUCCGAGAAAACCGUUUUGAUUAAUGUGUUUAAAUAUAUCGAGGAUACCUUAUGCUUGCUUAUACAUAAUAAAAAACAAAACUAUAAGGGUUCUUUAUUGACUACGGAACCCUGAAUAUAAGUGAAACAUUAUCUGUUAGAUAAAUAACAGGAUAUAGGAAUAUAGAAUAAAAAAAAUAUUGGUUAUCAAAGGAAGUUUUAUUUCAUGACAAUAUUCGUAAAUAAUGCUGUAGUAAAAUGUUGAGCACUCCUGAGUCAGCUGUUUUUGUUUAUUUACAUUGUUUAAAAUACCUACCCGAUCUGACUAUAGGCACAUCUGUCCUCCUCAGUUUUGAUGCGCUAGUGCCCUAUCACUAGUAUAAAAUAUCUUUGGCGACGUUACUAAACAGGUUACCAUAAUACAAUAAUAAAAAGUUUAUUUAAAACUAUAAUAUAAUAUAAUAAAAUCUUCAGUCCUACUUAAGAUUUAGCCUUGAACAUUGCUUGUGCCUUGUCGGCGUUAUUUUAUCUGAAACGAAUUUGAUGUUUUGAUGUACAGAGUAAAUUUUUAAGACAGGUAUUAUCUUUAAAACAUAUUUACUUAGCCAUAUAAUUAUUAUGAUUCCACUGACUCUACACUGACAGUAAUAAGACGAUAAGUCUGUUUGUAAGUGAAAAUCUCUUCAACAAUCAGGCGAAUAUGAAAAAAAUAUUGUUUUGUGUAUUGGAAUAUAACUUAUCUUAAAAUUUUAUUCCGUAGGUACCAGUAGCGAAGACUGAAAUUUUGUCGUAGGUAACCCGUUCAUUUGUGUUUAAGUCUGACUGUAUUUUUGGCUGAGUACGUUAAAUUAUUUACAUAAACACAACUCGUGGAUUUUUAAAAGCUUACCCGAUAGGAAUCGGGUUGUUAGUAACCAUCGCCCCUGGUAGGUACCUACAUGUAGAUUGAAAGCCUUUAACAGCCACACCUUCGUCUUUUUAUAAAAGCUGCCAAUCUUUUAGCUGUUAUAAAAUGCCAAAGUUCUGGCUAUCCAGGCUCCAACCAACUUCAGAUUUUUGUAUAAAAUAGCAUUAACAUUAUGAUAGCACAUUGCACAGCGCGGCAUCCCUUAGACUCGACACCUGGUAUUGACUCCUCUUAUACAAGCGGAUGCCCGCGACCGUUUUAAAUAACAUCAAGUUUUCAUCAGACCAUAGAAUGGUCAGAUCAAAAAUUUCACUUAAACUGAUAUUAUGUCAAUAGGACCAUUUCAGGAGUAAGUAAGUAAGUCCUUAUCAAACAAAAAAGAAUUAUCCAAAUCGGUUCAGGCAUCUUUGGUUGGGCAUCUUUGAGUAGUCGCGUAACAUACAUGCAACCAUAGAUUUACGAUUCGGUACAAGUGCUUUAUUAUUAUAUGCAUGCAACUUUCUGUUCCAUCUGUGUGAAAAUAAGAUGUGUCUCUGGGAUCUUGGUCUAAUAAUUACUAAUUCUAAACCAAGCGAGCUCACUUAAUGUCAAGUUUCACCUCUUUUUUUUAAUGACGUAAAAUUACUAUUUUAUGGGGGGCUAUUUUUCGUAUCAAAACUAAUGUGUAUGUCUUACGUAAAAAGGUAAGUACUUGAAUUGAAAAACACAUUUUUUUUUUGAUGGUUUUUCUUGUAAUUCCAUUACAUAUCCUACUUUCGUGAUUCUUUUUACGUACUCGUAUCUAUAAAUAACCGUUCAGCCGGCAAAGGGUGGGGACAUAUUUUACCGUUUGUAAAAUAUGAAGCUUUUUUUAUCCCUAAAUCAAAAAAUAGUGGUAGGAGACCCCUCAUAAUUUUUAAAAAACUAUUCAACAAUAACCCUCAUUAUGACAUGACGAAACUAUAAGGCAUAAGGGUUCCUUGUGGACUACGGAACCGGAAGUCGGAACUCGGAAUCCAAUUUAGAGUUCCGACUUUCGGUUCCGUACAUUAAUAAAUAGCCAUCAUCGAGUUAUCACGUUAUGUGAUAAUUAAAGCAAAGAGGGAGGCGUAAUCAGUAAUUACGACUCAGACAGAACUCACUUACUCAGAUACUCAGUGUCAUCUAUGAACUGUUUCCAGGCGUUUUCACGCUGAAACAGCUUUCAAAAAUACUUUAAAACUACUGAACCGAUUUGGUUGAAAAAAGGUUGGGUUUCGUCUUAUGAUUUGUAUAACGACAAACGAUAGCGCGGUUGAGUAACGUGCAGCGCCAUCUAGUUAAAAGAAUAUUUUACACUACCGGACGCCCGCGACUUGAAAGUCGAUGUAAACUUUCGAUUACCCUACCCUACCCAUUAAGGCUGCACACGCGACGGAGGCGUAAAAAAUGGAGUAACUUCGCCCGUUAUCCCAACAUUUCCCUUCACUACUCUGCUCCUAUUGAUCGAAGCGUGAUGAAAAGUAUACUAUAACCUGCCCAGGAGUGUGAAUAACAAUUUGUACCAAGUUUAUUUAAAAUCCGUCGAGUAGUUUUUUUUUCUAUACAUAUUUAAAAAAAACCAAUAUUUAACCCGAUUAUAGUUAAACAUUAUGUAGAACUGUAUACUCGUACCUACAUUAAAGUGGAAUGUAGGAAUAAUAAUAAUAAUGUAGGAAUUUGUCUAUUGAUGAUCUUUCUUCAAUUAAGUUUUACCUAGCCUAGUAUGCAUUAUCCAUGUUUCCGAGUGUAGGUAGGUAGAUAGGUAUCUACUUUUAUUUAUCUCGUCACGUUUAUCGAUCUGCUAAGAUAAUAAUGGUCUAAAUUCAAUGUAAAGGCGUUUAGAGAGAUUAUUGCUUUAAACCUUGAUUAUCGGCGAGAGGUACGUUACUUUAUUGUCUAAUGGUAGAUAGGCACUUUGACGUCCAAGUGGCGCAGUGGAUAGUACCUUGUAAAUCCUGGGCCGGGGAUUCGAUUCCCUACUAGAAUAAUUAUGGUUGUGUGAUGAGCAUAGGUAUUUUCCAGUUUGUGGGUGGUUUAUACCUAUAUAAUAUGUAGAUAAAGUAUAUUAUGAAACCAGCCUACGCCCGUGACUUCGUCCGCGUGGAAAUCAAUGUAAACUUUCAAGCCCUAUUCCACAACUUUAGAGGUUGAAUUUUAAAUAUUGUUUUUUUUGAAAUAUUGUCCAAUGAAAAGAUUUUACCUAGUUUUAUUAUAAGUAUAGAUAGAUAGAGAAGAUAGAUUAGUAUAUUCAUUAGCUAUUUACACGCCAUAACACAGCUUAUUUUGGGGCUAGAAAACAAUGUAGUGUGUGUAGUACAAAAAUUGGUCUAAUUUGCUAGCGAACCCUCCUGGUUUCACCAAUGGUUUCGUUCCUUUAACAAUAUGGGGAUAAAAUAUAGCCUAUGUUACUGGCUGACAGUGUAGCUUUCAACUGGUGAAAGAAUUUUUAAAAUCCGUCCAGUAGUUCCGUAGCCUAUUCGUUCAAAACAUCUUUCCUCUUUAUAAAAUUUGUUCAUAUUUAUCCUUAUUUACUUUGGUAGAUAUUUUGGUGAGGUAUUCUCUGAAAACAUUCGACCUUGUGUCUCGUUUUCCGUUUUUUUCGUUUUCCGUCUCCUGGUCUCAUACAUAGAUACUAGGCGCCACUAAAGUGGUUAAGUUUUUUGGCAGCGAGAUACCGUCUGCCUAUUUUAUAAGUCUAUUCCAAAGAGUAAACGCCAGCCACACACGAUCAACUUUACCGUCAAUGGGGAUGUCUAGGUGUAAAUACAUUGAUUUUUAUGUUACAUUCGGGUAAAUAAGGUAAAUGUUAACUAAUUUAUACAUAAAAAGCAAAGAUUAUCUGGAAUCUUUGCAAAAUAAAUACAGUUUCAGCUUCCUUACAUUAAACGUAACAUUUUUCAAUACAUGAACUAUAAAUAUAGACGCAAAAUAACAAAGAUAUUGGUAGGUAAUUUUGUUUGAACGCUCAUCCAAAUCUAUCGAUCAUUAUGACCUACGACGUCAUUAAAUCGUAUCAUUUUGUAUGGGCGUUUCUCAGGGAUCCGCGGCAGCGUCGCAAAUCUGACCCUUUUCCCUGUAGCUCCGAAAGAAACGAUCGCAGAUACCCUGUUACUUUUACAAAAUUGCUUUUCUAUUAGCAUAUUCUUAAUUUAUAUACAAUUAAAAAAAACUGUCAUCAUCCCUAUUCUGCAGCGCGCUUAUCUAUGUGGGCAGUGAAAGAUAUAUUGAAACAACACCCACAACUGUUUCGCCUAUAGUUAAGCGAAACAUGUGGGUAAAAUCAGGCAGUUUUUUGAAGAAUUUCUAUAAUUAGAAUGACGCAAAAUAUCUACUCGAGUAGAUGAUAUGGAAAAGCUAGUUUAUGAGGAAACAAGUAGCACUUAUAAUAAUAAGUACAAGUAACUGGUAGUUGACAAGUAACUACAUAGAAGUGAUGUAACGUGCUAUGCUGCCUGCAAUCAAAGUGAAUCGUGAUUAAUUCCACGUUUAGUAAAACAUACCUAAUAACUCUAAGGAUCAUCUUUACGAAAAAAUAAAGAUUUAAAGUGUAAACACAACACUUAAACCAAAUAACAAUAAAAAUUACAUUUUAUAUUAAUAUUUAAUAUUUUUCCGUUACCCGAUUGAGCUUAGCCUUGCAAUAUCUACUAGUGCCUACCUACAUCGUCGCAUUCUGAUAUGAAACGACUGGACCGCGAGAACUUUACGAUCGCAUUUUAAAGAUACAUUUUGACUUAAACAAUAUGAUAUUAUAUAUACAUUUUUUUUUAUUUUUUACAAGUUAGCCCUUGACUACAAUCUCACAUGAUGGUAAGUGGUGAUGCAGGCUAAGAUGGAAGCGUAACAUAACAUAAGCGUAACAUAAUGUGCUCGCCAAGACCUUUCGUUUGAUACCAAACACAUAGCGAUUAUCUCGAAUUAAUUUUUUUCGAGGUUAGAAUAUCAGGUUGAAAUUCCGUCAUAUAAUUUUUUUUAUGAAAUUUAUAUAGCCUAUGUCUCAAGUUGAAUUAUUACGAAUCUUUUGACACCUCAUUUAUUAAAAUUGGUUCAGUAGUUUAGGCGCUACGGUGGAGCAAACAUACAUAUAUACAUACAUACAUAUGCUUCUUAGCUUCAGCGGCUUUGAGAGACACCACAUUGUUUUUACGAUUGUUUUGCGAUAUGAAGUAGCUAUUUACUGAAGAUAAUCUCAUUGACAUUGGAGAGUACAGUAUCAUUAGUUUAUCUAGUGUAUCUAUAUCAGCACAUAGCACGGACUUAAAUUCCAACUGUAAAUGUGCAAGCACUAAUGAGUUUACUGCUUUUCCAAAAUGUUCCAUAAAUAGAUAGGUAUAUUAGCCACCGAAGAUAUUAACAUCAAAUCAAUAACAACCGCAUAUUUCGUAUUCCGUAGCUUAUUGCUAACGAAAACUACAUUGUCAAACACACUGGUUAGUUAGUAAUUUUAAUCAGUUAGCUUAGUUAAUAGUGAAAUUAACAAUAGCUGGUUAAUAAUUUUAAUGUAAGUAUAUCCACUAAAGUUACUCAAAGUUAGUGAACAGGCCAGCAGUAUUAAGUGAAAUACAGGAAACUAUCGUGACAUUAUUUCAGUGUUUUAUAGUCAAUUCCUCUUUCUCGUAGUUGCGGGAAAAUAUCAACAGUUUUCGCCCAGAUACAAUGAAGUUAUGACACUAAUGAGUUUAUUGAGAAGAGUAGUGGAUAUUUUAAAUUUUAAUUUUAAUUUUUUGACGGGCUCCAUGGUGCAGUGGUAUGUGCGGUGGAUUUACAAGACAGAGGUCUUGGGUUCGAUACCUGGCUGGGCCAAUUGAGGUUUUCUUAAUUGAUCCAGGCUUUGACCGUGGCUAGUUACCACCCUACCUAGAAAGACGUACCGCUAACAGAUUUAGCGUUCCGGUACGAUGGCGUGUAGAUGCUGAAAGAAGUGUGGAUUUUCAUCAUCCUCUUAACAAGUUAGCCCGCUUCCAUCUUAGACUUCAUCAUCACUUACCAUCAGGUGAGAUUGUAGUCAAGAGCUAACUUGUAAAUGAAAAAAAAUAUGUAUAUUUUCAUCAUUUAAGUAUCAAAGUCCAUUAAACGGUCCACUACAGGACCGGCUUGCCCCCCUCCUCCUAGGAGAGGGGUUAUGGAACUUAGAACCACCACGCUGCUCCAAUUUGUGUUGGCGGGUUUAUGUUGAUAACGAUAUCACUAUCAAAAUGUUAAUGAUAACGGCCGGGACCUUCAGGGUACGAUGUUCUUUUUCGCUAAUCAGUGAGGUAUUUACUCAGCAAUUUCUGUAUUUUAAAAGCUACAAAAUUUCAUUAAAAGUGUUCCUAAAAAACAACUAAAAUUAUUUUAAGAAUAUGAAUAUUUAAUAAGGCGUGCAAGAUUAAUGACCUCAAGCAUUAGUCGCAGUACCUGUGUGAAUGCCAUAUUAUACCUUUUAUAAAUGAUGUAUUUAUAAAAGUCACUCAGCGGGCGAUGGAACGAGCUAUUCAUGGGGUUUUUCUGCGUGAUCGAAUCAGAAAUGAGGAGAUCCGCAGACGAACUAAAGUCACUGAUAUGGCUCAGCGAGUCGCGAAGCUGAAGUGGCAAUGGGCAGGCCACAUAGUUCGAAGAGCCGAUGGGCGUUGGGUUCCCAUACCGUUUACCGUUGGUCGACUCUCCACUACAUCAAGCGGGUUGCAGGGAGCCGCUGGAUGCUGGCGGCUCGAGACCGUUUUGUUUGGAAGUCCAUGCAAGAGGCCUAUGUCCAGCAGUGGACGUCAAUCGGCUGUUAAUGAUGAUAAAAUGAUGUAUACAUCUAUAAAUAAACACCCACGCCGAAACCGCCGUUGGAAUUAUAUUAUUUGGUACCUAGUCAUUUUCAUUUACUCGUAAUAAACGGAAUUUACGUUAUAUCACCUAUACCUACGUUUAUUGCUACCGAACUGUGAAGCAUCCAUCUCGUGCUUAUGCUGGGUCAGCUAAGAUCAUACCAUAGAUUAAUAUAGUAAUACUGAUCAUACUAAUGGGAGACGAAAAAAAAUUGGGUGUAUGUGAAUGCUAAUCGUACACUCAACUACCGAACUGAAUUGACUGAAGUUUUAAAUAGAGAUAGAUUUCACUCUUAUACAUAAUAUAUAACGGUGAAGGGUGAUAUAAUGAUAGAGAUGGAGAUAGAUUUUAAAGGGGAGCUAAUAGGUUCAUCCAGGGUGAAUCCCAAUAAAAUUUAUCUCCAUCACUAUCAUGAUACCUGUAUGUAUUAUAUAUUUAAGUUAAUUCAGUUCGGCAGUUGAGUGAAAUUUUAAAUGGAGAUAGAUUUCAUUUUUAUACAUAUAAAUAUAACGAUAGAGAUGGAGAUAGAUUUUAGAGGGGUUCAUCCUGGAUGAAUUACAUACUGGCUACUGUUGAUUUUUUAUCCCCCACAAAAAUGUUUCGAGCAGUAUUUGUGAAAACAGUAAUACUAAAUUUGAAAAACAGAUUAUCAGGCAGACGAAGUCGCGGGCAUCAUGUAACAAAAGUAGAAGAUACUUUUACAAAAUGAUAAAUUUUUAUUUUUCUGCUGAAGUUGUUUAUACAGAUGAAACCAACGACCUUUCUUAUGAAUGAGUUUAUCUAUCAACAAGAUAAUUUUUCUCAUAUCAUCGAAAAGAAAAGAUCAGAAUAUUUUAUCCAGUGUAUGUGGUGUUCAAUAUGAAUUUUCAUUGCAUGUUUCAGAAUUUUUAAAUAAAAUAUUGCUAACUAACAGUUGUGAAUUGUUGAUAUAUUUUUUUUAUCUAUUACCUAGACAUAUUUUGUAUACUCAUCUAAAGUUAAGCCAUCGCGAUUACGUUAGAUUGACGUCGGCGAUACCAAGAAACUCAGAUGUACUUAAUCUAUAAACUAUUUAUUUUAUCUUGUCAUGUCACUGCUAUUGACCUUUUAAUAUGGUUCUAGUUCACAUAAAUGAUCUCAUUGGAAAUUUUGGAAAAUACCAUUUAUGGCUUUGUUUUUUGAUAUUUGUUGGUAAAUUUGGCGUUGGGCUACAUCAGAUGUCCAUUAUCGUCCUAGCUCCUCCCGCAAUUUACACGUGUCCCAGUAAUUCAACAUGUUGUGAGAGACCUGUUUAUGACACAACUGUCUUCACUCGGACUAUUGUAACUGAGUGGAAUUUAAUAUGUGGCAAGUCAUGGCUUAAGGACUUCACCCAAACUCUUUUUCAAUUUGGUGUUUUUAUUGGGAGCCUAUUGUUCGGCAUUGCCUCCGAUAGAUAUGGUAGAAAAAAGGCAUUACUAGUAUCAGCCGUAUUAGAAAUGUUUACUGGAAUCAUGGCAGCAUUCAUGCCAGAUUAUUGGAGUUUUACAAUCAUUCGAUUAUUUUUGGGAUUGGCUGUUGGAGGUGUUAUGGUGGCUGGUUUCGUUUUGAUUAUUGAAUACGUUGGAACUAAAUACAGAGACGAGAUAUCAGCUUUGUUUCACGUUCCAUUCACAAUUGGUCAUAUGUCAGUGGCGCUUUUCGGAUAUUUCAUAAGAGAUUACGUAAUUUUCCAAAUAUCGAUAUCUGUUGCAAAUUUGUUCAUGCUGAUUUAUAUAUGCUGCUUACCAGAAUCGCCAAGGUGGUUGUUGGCUAAUAAUAAAACAUUCGAAGCGAUCAAAAUUAUGGAAAAUAUUGCGGAAAUAAAUAAUCUUCCCAAAGAUGACAUACGACUACAAGUUGAAACAUAUCAAUUGCAGUCAGUAAACAAGAAACAAAAGAAAGGAAAUGCUUUAGAAUUAUUUCGUAACUCUAACUUAAGGAAGAAUAUUUUGCUAAUGUCAUUUGUUUGGUUUGUCUCAAGCUAUUGCUAUUAUGGGGUAUCCCACUACAUUAGCCACCUGACAGGCAAUUUAUUCAUCAACGUUUUAGCUAGCAGCGUUGUUUGUACAUGCGGAUGUUUCUUAGCUAUACCGUUAAUUAAGUUAAUUGGACGAAGGACAUUAGUAAUUAUCCUUAACAUCACCUGCAGUAUAUGUCUCCUAAUAAUUGCCUUUAUCCCUGAAGGCGUUGGAUCUAUUAUCAUGGGUUGCAUCGGCGUCUUACUUAGCUUUGUAUCAUACAUCGUUGUAUACUUGUAUUGUACGGAGAUGUUUCCAACUGUUGUUCGAAAUUCAGCGAUUGGAAUAUCAUCAAUGACUGCACGGAUAGGUUCUAUGGUGGCUCCGUUUGUAGCUAGUUUAAGACCUCUCGGAAAAUGGUGUGCUCCUAUAGCAUUUGGAGUAUUUCCGAUUAUUGCAGCAAUAAUAUGCCUAUUACUACCCGAGACUAAAGGUGUUGAAUUACCGAUGAUCAUAGAUGAAGAUGCAGAAAUAGAAAGAAAUAGUUAUACUCAUAAAAGAAAUACAGUGGAGAUGAGGGAUGGCAAUUUUAAGCAAGUAAAAUAAAAUAAAAAUAAAUGUUGCUUAAAUACUCGUCUAUAAAUAUAUGUAAAUGUGCUGCAGCGAUUGUUUUACAUAUUAUGAGGAUUGUUUUAAUACAGUUCCAUUUAUAGAAGUUGUACAAUCGCAAAUUAUUUUUAUGAAGUAGGUAAGUAAUCAAACUUCUACUGAGCAAAACAAAGGGGCAAACAUUUAUUGAUCUACGGACUCAUCUUUUCCAUAGAAGUCAAAAGGAAGAAUUAUUAUAACUAUAAAGUUUAUUGUUUCACAAGCCGAGUUCCGUUUAUUAUAAUCGAACAAGAUGUAAAUAAAAAGUUUUUGUAUCUAACGUUUUGGUUUCUACUGUAUAACAAAGUGGGUAUACUAAUGUAAAAACACUCUUUAGCAUACU